GUUUAGGUAUCCGUGGACGUUUGGCAGGAAGUAUGUUUGCAGGACUUCUCCUCUUUAUACCAGUUCUACUGGCUGAAGAUGUGGCAGUUUUAUUUUGUAGAAAGAAGAGUGUUUGCGUCUUAGAAGGAUUAUCUGUAAAAUUGUCCUGCGGUUUCACAAUCCAAGAUACCAGACGUAAAUUAAAAGAAUUCUACUGGUUUAACAACAACAACAGGAAGAAAUGGAAGGACACAACUAUUCCGGAGGAACUGAGUGAAGACCCAGAGUAUUAUGGUCGUUUGUUACAUGGUGCUGUUGGGGGUUUUAGUCAAUAUUCCCUAACUACUACGAUCAUAAAUUUGAGACCAAGUGACUCUGCUGAGUAUAAGUUUAGACUUAACACACAGAACUCAGGAUGGAAGAACAGCGAAUCUGGAACAACUGUUUUUGUCACAGGUCUGAAGGUGAUUAAGAAUUCGGACACUGUGAAAGAGGGACAAAAAGUAACACUGACCUGCAGUACCAUGUGUAUCCUGAGUAACAACCCCAACCUUACUUACAUCUGGUAUAAGAAUGGACGACGACUAACCAACCCAAAGACCCUGAAGACCAGCCUGUACCUAGACCCAUUCAGCAUUACGGAUUCUGGCAGUUACUCCUGUGCUGUAAAUGAUCUCUGUUCUCCUUCACUUUGUCUCCUGGAUAACUGUUGGGAUGUAAAAUACGCAAAGAAGACAAUCUGCGCCAUAACCGGGUCAUCUGUGGAUCUGCCUUGCACUUACACAUACCCCAGUGGUCAGACCAUCACACAGACUCUCUGGUCAAAAACUGUGGAUGCUAAAGGGAAGCCUGAAGCCCUGGAGUAUGGAGAUAGUGUGCAGUACCGUGGAGACAAGAAGACUGACUGCACCCUGAGAAUCACAGAGCUCACAGAGAGAGACUCAGCCAACUACAGUUUCAGAUUCAAAACACAACAUGGGAGCUACAAUGACCCAUUUCAGGUCACUCUGUCUGUCACAGAUGUAUUUGUAAAGGUUAGUCCUGACAUCGUCAUAGAGGGAGAGAAAGUCUGGAUCUCGUGCUCAACAUCCUGCAUUCUGAAGCAAAACUCUACUGACUACAUCUUCUACAAGGACAAACUUCGCCUACCUAGCCCUAACAGACACUGGGUCUUGUACCUUGACCCAGUCAGCAGUGAGGAUGCAGGCAGCUACUCCUGUGUAUUGGUUGGCCUCGAGAAUCAGCCCUCCCUUGGAGCUACACUCACUGUGAGAUAUCCUCCAAGGUCCACCACCGUGACGGUCAGCACAGAUCAGAAUAAAAUAGUGGAAGGCAGUUCAGUGACUCUGACCUGUAGCAGCGAUGCCAACCCACCAAUGGAGAAAUACACCUGGUACAAAAGGAACGGAACUAAAGUGAGCGUCUUACAUGGAGAAACAGAUAGUUACACCAUCCCCAGUGUCAGUCUUGGGUACAUUAACCAGUACUUCUGUGAGGCUAAGAAUGAGAUUGGUGCUCAGAACUCUACCUGGGACCUGACCACAGAUGAUAGACUAGUGAAUGUCUUGACUCCUGUACUGUGCAUUGUGGCUGUCCUGACUGCUGGAACUCUUCUCGUUCUCAGCUACUACACACUGAAACAGAGAAACCGCGGAGAAAGAGCUGAUACACCGAGAGUCCAUUAUGUCAGUAAUGAUGCCUCCAACUCCGCUGUGAGUGAGGAGGAGGGCGUAGAUACUCUCUACGCUCACCCUGAUGACUAUGAUGACAUACAGCGUGGCAUUGAUGAGUACGAUGACAUACAGGAUGACACCUACUCAGCCCUUCAGGGAGACUCUCGCCUCUCGAUGUACGAUUAUAUCCCAAAGAGAGAAUCACCAUAGAGCCUGAAGACCUACAGCACCAACCCAAAAAUAUGCCUUGCACCUUUUUUUGUCCUGCUAUCACAUUGGCCUGUCGGGGAUGUUUCCCACACAUUGAGCUAUAACCUUAGAGUUUAUGCUGAAGGUGAAUAUGAUUGCUGGAAUGUUUUGCCAUUGGCUAAUGCUAAUGCAAAUGGUGUUAUAUUGUUUGGUUUUUAGAGUUGAUUGUUGCUUACUACAAGAUGAGGUUGAAAGAAACAUAAUCAAAUCAUAUGCAUGUUUUCCUAUUCUUUACAGUGAGGGAAAUAUAUGAAAGUAUGCCAUUUAGUAAUUGCCACUUCAAUUACUGCUCAUGGUAAUUCUCUUUAAUCAUGGAUUGAUUAUUACAAAAUAGACGCUUGUAGAUAUAGCAAUUAAAAACAGCUAUUCUGAAAGCAAAGAUACAUAGGAAUAUAUCAGCAAUCAUGCAAAACUGUCAGUAUUGUUAAUAUAAUACUAAUAUUUAAGUAAAUUAAAUUCAUUAAAUGUUUGCUGUAUGACAA
This is a messenger RNA of Oncorhynchus gorbuscha (pink salmon), 2383 nucleotides long. RefSeq names its product B-cell receptor CD22-like. Bases 33 to 1862 code for a protein of 609 amino acids. The transcript has a single exon. NCBI's taxonomy places the organism in Eukaryota, Metazoa, Chordata, Actinopteri, Salmoniformes, Salmonidae. The record is from RefSeq and is a predicted model, not a curated record.